Molecule: messenger RNA, 5218 nt
Organism: Anopheles moucheti
Lineage: Eukaryota; Metazoa; Arthropoda; Insecta; Diptera; Culicidae
Product: zinc finger CCCH domain-containing protein 18-like
Exons: 5
Coding region: 1849-4695 (948 amino acids)
Molecular function (GO): metal ion binding
Source: RefSeq, a predicted model, not a curated record
GACUGGUGCGUUUCUCGGAAAAUUAUCGAUUUUUCCUCCCGGCGUGCGACGUGCAACGAGACCGUGUAUCGACUGCAAAUUUGGCAUCGUUUCAUCGCAUCAUCUUCCGGCCAACGGAUAGCGGUUGCGAAACGGUUCGGCUGCCGCGAUAUAACACUUGCGCUGUCCCGCUGCACACACACACACACAGGCCCUGCGUUCCGUUGUUUGAUUCUUUCGCAGAAGGUAAGAACCGACGUCCAUGGGCCAGGCAAAACUACCAUUACUCUCUGUGCUAUAGUCCAUUUCUUUUGGCCGUAGUAUUUACCGAUAAAAGAAAAAAAAAACCCAAUGCCAAAAUCUCCAACGCAUUGGGACUAAUUCUUUCAAGUAAACAACGGGACACGCACAAACAAAGGCGGCGCGUUCCGUCCGGCGGUUCCCGUUCCAACGUUUUGCAAAGGUGUCCAACACCCGGAACGACCAACGGAAGCACGGAAGAGUGCAGAAAUUAUUAAGCGUUCGUCCCGGUACGGAAACAUGAUGAUCGCAUACGAGUGAAUGUUGAUAUACAGUUUUCUUUACCCCAUCGCCAUUGCUCAUCAACACGGUGACGCCGCCAGCCAGCAGCGCCGAGAAACAAGAUGGUGGUGUGACCUUUGCGUAUGUACAAUCAAGCAAAGCAAAAAAGCGAAGUUUGCAGUUGAGUGAAAAUGUAUAGCAUUCUCGGCUACUCUCGUCGGGAAUGAUUAGUUCGGGUUCGGUUCACGUGUAACUGUAUGAAAAAUGCGUAAAAUGUCCAUUGCGAAAAACUGCUGUGCGCUCAUUGUUAGUCGUUUGCCAAAUUGGCAUAGUUCGAUCGGUGGUUGUUGCUGUUCUAGUAGUAUUUGCAACGAUCGCAGUAGGGCAAUGUUCGGGAGGUUCCGGCGCCGGAACAAUCCGGAAAGUGGUGGUGUCACCUAAAAGUCCCUGUGGGUGGUGUAUCGUUUGGUUCCAAAACAAGUGAAGUAAACCAGUUAGUUCCAAGUUAGCGAAAGUAUAAGUACGGUCUAACACCAAAACAAGCGUAAAACAUAGUCGUCGUUUCUGUCCGGUAUGACGGGACGUGUACAUGAAAAACCACAAAAAAACUGUCGAAAAGUAAAACAAGUUGUAAUUUUACCUUCUUAACCGGUGUGGGCAAAAUCAUUGUUAGCCCAAUUUGUUUCGUGUGUUUAAAAAGAAAAAAGCAAGUCUCUUGUGUUCAGUUUAAACUUUCGAAUCUUCUUCCCCUCCCGGUAUAUUUAAGGUAAGAGAAAACAGCAAACGAGCCAUCCAGUGAUGUGAUUUUUUACAGAACCCAGAUCACAUUUGUUGCAUUCUUUCUCCAGUGUGUGCGAGUGAGUGAGUGUGUGUGUGCGCGCGCGUUUGUCUGUAUGUAUGGAUGUGUGUAAACAAUUCUUGAUCGAGUGGCCGAUCUAAGAUGAGGAAUGGAUGUGUGGAUAGUGUGGUAGGGAGAGAAAGACAAGGGAAAAGAACAGACAUAGUUGAGGGUUGGAGCGAAUGCUUCCGGUUCCGAUGAGGUUACCGAUGCUGUAAGUAUACCUUACCCCUCGUCAAACAUGGACAAGAUGAUGGUAACCUUAGGAACGGCAACAGCAAACUCGAUACAAAAGAAACGUUUUCUGACAUUCGCGGUGUAAAGCUCAGACGAAUAGCAGUGUUCUUGCGCGAAUGAAACAGUGGGAUGCGAAACAAAUGUCUUGUUUUUUCAUAAUGACAAAAAGAUUAAUUCACUUCUUUCACUUGCAGCUGUGUUCAUCCACGAUCCACCAAGGAACCAAGGAACAUAAACACGCGCACACAUAGGACUAUCGCCCAGCAACGGUAAUGGACAGCGAUGAUUCGAGACCGGGCUCGUCGGCUUCGAACAGCUCGGAUUCCGAGCAGAUCGCUAGUCCUGCCGCCAAGGAGCAGGAAGCUGAGCAUUCAGAUGAUUCCGGUUCACUUUCGCGUUCACCAUCGCCCGCUUCUCUCGGAGGCGAUAGAAUCGACAACGAUGGAGAGGACGGUGUGCGCGAAACCGGUCGACAGUCUCGGUCGCGAUCGCGCUCCCAGUCACGUUCCAAUUCACCCGGCAGCUUGAAUUACGACGCCGGCAAACAGGAUUCAUUGUCCAGCCCGCCGAAAACGUUCGAUGCGGUUCAUUCUCCCGCUGGUCUUUCUCCGAACUAUAAUCCCCGAUCGCAUCCUUCCUCGCCGGGGAUGUAUGCCGGCGCCCGUAGUCCAAGCGCUAAAUCACUUUCGCCGGAUGGUGGCAGCAGCCAGCAUCAUGCCGAUCGGUACGAUCGAUCACGGUCGCUCUCGAAGGAAUCGAAUCAUUCGGACAACAGCUCGAGCAAAACCGGUAGCCACCAUCGGCGCGGUAGCCUUAGCAGUUCGAAUCGCCAGCGCCGGUCACUGUCCCGCAAUUCGAGCACAUCGAACCUGAGCGAAAAAUUAAAAGGCGAAGAAAUUUCCGACUGUGAAAUGGAAUCGGAUCGUGAAGAUAAAGCACCCGCUUCGCCAGACGCCCUGGAACACCGGCCGGAUGGGACGGGAACUGCCGGUACCGGCCCGGCAGCCAAGAAUAAUGCACUCAACAUGAGCCACGAAGAUUUGAGCGACGUAAGCCUCGAGAGUGACAACGAACCCGAACCGGAGGAGGAGGAUGAUCGGGAGAGUGAGGUGGAAAGCGUAAAACGGCACGGACGUGACGGUGCGCUUGACGAGGACGAAGAAGAGGAAGAUGAUGAACACAGCCGCGAACCGGCAGUCUCCAACGCGUCGGCGUUGGAGCGAGAUGACAGCGAAACGGGUGAACUGGAGCGACCGAAAAUUACCGACCUACGUCAGAAGCUCGAAGAGCGAAAGACUCGUAACAUGGAGGUAGAAAAGCACACAAUUAACGGUGGAUCGAACGGAGCCGGGCUGCGGAAUCACGAUAAACUACUCGACGGUAACCUGAUGGACAGUAAGAACGACGAAGAUGCGCUCGAUUUCGAGGCGGAAGAGGGCGAAUGUAACGAGGCACCGAAGGAAACGGAAAAGGCGGACGAUGCACAGGAGAAGGCUAAAAAGGAGGAGCCCAAGUCGGGCAAGGACGGUUCGGCGGGUGAUGAUGAUGAGCUGGAGGAAGGGGAAGAGCUAGAGGAAGGAGAGGUAACGGAUGAGGAUGAGAAGCGACCGGAAGAAUCGGAACCGAAACCGAUCUGUCGGUUCUAUACGCGCGGCCAGUGCACCUGGGGCAUGAGCUGCCGCUUUCUGCACCCGGGCGUGACCGAUAAGGGUAACUACACGAUGUUCGACAUGGUGCGUCCCGUGCCGGUAACGCACGCACCACCCGGAUACAGUGCGCAUCCGGCACCGUUGUAUGCCUCCGACUAUCGGCACGAACGGGCCGCGGCUUUGCAUCAUCUGGCGGCGUCACAUCAUCCGGUUGCGGUGGUAGCACCGUACCCAGCAACGGUAGGUUUGGCACCACUAUCGCGUCCCGUCGAGCAAGGCGGAGCUGCCGAGAGCGCCUGGGAGCGCGGUUUGCGCAACGCAAAGGAAAUGAUGCGCAAGGCAAACAAACGCAAAGAGCAGGAUAUUGAUUUUGAUGAUAAAAAGAUGAACCUUUCCCUAUCACAGGAUGAGCUCGAGAAGGAUAACUACUACACGCGCGAUCGAGCAUCUCCUCCGCCAUCUCCACCGUACGCUGGACGGCCACCCGCAGCAGUUCCGCCCGGUUAUGAUUAUCCAGCGCCGGCCUCAAAGUUCCCCCGCGGUGGUGGCGGUAUUCCUCCAUUCGAAGAGGAUGCGUUUGGACGUACACACCGCUAUCGGGAGCUACCGUCGCACCGUAUGCCACAGUACGAGGAUGAGGAUCUUUCGAAGCGACGCCAUCCGCGAGUUACCCGCGAAGUGAUCUUGCAGCGAGCGGACGAUUGGAACGAUCCCUGGAUGCGUUCGAAGUCGCCCGGUCGGGAUAAGCGCGGUGCUCGGCGUGGCGGUGAACGGCGUAGCUAUAGCCACAGCUCCUCUUACAGCAGCUCCAGCAGUAGCUCCCGUUCCGGGUCGAGUUCGGAUUCGAGUCGUUCCCCCAGUCCGACCACGAACAGGCGCAACCGCUACGAUAGCCAUCGGUCAAAAGAUAGCGAACGUCAUGCGGGCAACACGCAUGUGCGUAAGAUGAUACGCACCCAUUCACCAAGCGUUAGUCCACGACGUGGUCGCAAAGGAUCUCCCGUACCGAUCAAGCGAAUGGACAAACGCGUUCCAUCGCCAGCAGUGGAGAAGCGUAUGGUAGAGAAAGUGGUGGCAACAAAGCGAAAAAUGUCACCUCCGAUGCACAAAGCAGCCGCAACAAAACAUCGACGCGCGUCGAGCUCAUCCGGCUCUGGUUCGUCCGAUUCGAGUGAUUCCGGUUCGGAAAGUUCGUACUCCUCCAGCUCAUCGAGUUCGUCCCGAGGCAAGGGAAGACCAGCGAAGGUUCGGGCGUCCGAAAAGUCCACCAAGUCAUCGGGCAUGGGAAAGAAGGAUUCAAAGAAGACCAGCGAUGGCAAGGGUGGAGCACAGGUUAUUCCACCGUCGAGUGCGGCGAUGGAGAAGGCGAAUGCGGCUGCAUCGAAGAAAUCAUCACGCCGGGAAGAGCUGCUCAAGCAGCUGCGUGCCGUAGAGGAAGCGAUCGCUCGAAAGCGCACCAAAAUAUCUUAAAUCCCUUUGCCCCCCCGCAAACGCACUCACACAAAACCUUUAUUUCUCCGUUUCAUCGCCACAAUCAUCCACUCUCCUCCGUACAUCAUCGACUGGGCAUAAUGUACACUGAUGCUUAAUGACAAACGAUCGCUUUGGGUAACGCAGAAAAACACAGUUGCACUGAAAUAAGAACACACAUACACACCCCAAACCCAUUCCAGUAUAUGACGAAGAUUAACGUGGGGGAUCAUUUUUUUUUCUUACGCUCCGGAUCGAUGAACCGGACACCGCUAGAGGACACACUAUCACUAUCCCCUCCCUCUGCACCUCCCCCCACAGAAACUGAAGGAAAGGAUCUAGUUUAGAGUUAAGCAUUGAGACAAACAGGAACUUUUUGUUUUUAUUCAACAAUUUAUCGUUUUGUUUCGUUUCGGACAUCCUACUCAAUUUCUGCCGCAAUGACGGAGAGCAGGAUGUUCACCAUGUAAGCAAAAUGUGUGUCGAUUUAAGUGUAAUAAAAUAAAUGAUGAAUGAAACUAUU